AUGAGCGGCUGGGCCCAGCAGCGAAAGCCGACGGCGCUGCAGCAGCUCGAGACGCUCGAGCGGCCGCCGACGGCGCUGGCCCGCGACGAGAAGGCGCGGUCGGCCCUCGUCGACGGCUUCGCGUCGGGCCUCUCGGUCGUCGAGCUGCGGGGCUGCUGGGACGCCUGCGUCGGCGAGGCCUGCGGCGUCGCCGCGGCGGCCGUCGCCGCGAGCCCGGGCAAGCGCACGCCGCGCCUGGCGACGCGGGAGCCGGCCUGCCGCGCGCUCCUGAAGCGCUGCGCGGGCCUCGUCGUCGAGGACGCGGCCGCGGCGUACGACGCGGACCGGCACGUGCCCCGCGAGUGCGGGCUCCAGAUGGCCGAGCUCGGGUGGCCGGCGCGGCGCGACGACGCCGACGCGUUCUUCGUCCACGGCUACAUGCACGCGUCCGCCUGCGUGACGCUCGCGGUCCUCAGCCGCUGCCGCUCCGGCGUCGACUGGCGCCUCGUCUUCGGCCGCGGGGACCCGGGCGGCAAAACGAGCGAGUACGCGGCCGUCGUCGGGAACCUGGCGACGCGGCGGCCCGUCGUCGUCGACCUCGCGGCGGCGAAGCUCGGCUACGACCCGCGGGACCUGCUCAAGCGCGUCGUCGCCCGGAGCCGGUUCCUGAUCUUGGACGCGUCGACGUUCCUCGACCGCGUCGAGGCGCUCGGCGUCUUCCGGCGGCGGCCCAUGCCCGCCUGGGCGCCCGCGGCGUCGCCCGAGGCCUUCGCGGCGCUCCUGCCGACGCUGCCCGCCGCGGACCGCUGGGGCGCGGAGCCCCCGAAGCCCGCGCCGAGGCCGCGCGCGCUGGCGUUCGUGCCCGCGGGCGACGGCGAGUGGCUCGACCUCCGCGCGCGCGCGGGCGCGGCCUUCGGCCGCAGGUCCGUGCGCCGCGGCGAGCGGCUCCGGGCCGUCCGCGAGGCCGCGGGGCUCUACGAGGCCGCGCUCUCCGCGCUCCGGCGGAGCCGGCGGCCCGCGGCGGACCCGCCGCUCGCGGCCGUGUGGAAAUCAAAUAUUCAACCCGACUUCAAUGUGAGCGUAUGCGAAAGUUUCGACGCAAGGCUCGCGGGCCUCGGGCCGGCGGACCGGCGGCGCGCGGCCGCGGCGACGCUCCUCGGCAACCGCGCGGCCUGCGCCGCGGAGGCCGGCGACGACGUCGCCGCGGCGCUCGACUGCCGGUACGACGCCAUCGGCGCCGGCGCCGCGGUCGCGGACCGCCGCGGCCGCGUCGCGGGCCGCCUCGCCCGCUGCGCGGACCGGCUCGGCGCCGCCGCCGGCUGGCCCCGGGCGACGGCCGUAGCGCCGACGACGGCGGCCCGCGACGGCUUCGCGCCGCGGCUCCUCCGCUGCUUCCUCGCGCAGGACUACCCCGGCGGCCUCGACCUCGUCGUCGUCGGCGAGGCGGCGAACUCGCCGUGGGCGGCCCUCGCGGCGGCCCACGACGCCGUGACCUACGUCGUCGCGCCGCCGGGGUCGACGCUCGGCGCGAAGCGGAACCUCGCCGUGGCGCGCGCCGCCGGCACCGUCGUGCUCCACUUCGACGACGACGACGUCUACGCGCCGUCUUACGCGCGCAUUGCGGUCUGGCCCCUCGCCGCGGGCCUGGGCUUCGCCGUGUCGAAGCGGAGCGCCUGGGCCGCCUUCGACGCGACCACGGGCCUCGCGCCGUGCCUCGCGGGCCACGUCGACGCGGACGAGGCCAACGCCGCGCUCGAAUCCGCGCGACGCCGCGCCGGGCUCCGCCGCGAGCGCCGACUUCGACCGCCGGCGCGCGCGAGCGCCGUCGACGGGGCCGACGCGCCGGAGAACGCGCGAUCGUUCCUCCGCGACGCGCGGACGUCCUACGGCUUCAGCCUCGCCUACGACAGGGCCUACGCGGCGGCGCACCCCUUCGAGGCCGACCUGUCCCUCGGCGAGGACGCCAAGUUCCUCCGGUCCGCGGACCCGCGCGUCGUCUGCUACCACCGCGACGCGUCCGCGAGCUGCCUCCACGUGCAGCACGGCGAGAACGCGACCAAGUCCGUGGCCCUCGAGUCCGCGGGGCCCGACUUCCUCGCCGCGUCGCCCCUCGCCGCCGUCGUCGACGCGGGCUUCUUCGCGCCGCGCGCGUCGGACGGCGACGCCGCGGGCCUCUUCGUCUUCGACGCGGCCCGGGCCGCGACGGCGGGCGACGACGACCAACUCCGGGGCCUCCUCCUCCACUUCAUCAACUCCGACGCGGGCCACGCGGAGGACCGCGGCGCGAAGCUCGGCAUCUAG
This is a messenger RNA of Aureococcus anophagefferens, 2280 nucleotides long. RefSeq lists its product as hypothetical. The record is from RefSeq and is a predicted model, not a curated record. The transcript has 6 exons. Bases 1 to 2280 code for a protein of 759 amino acids. NCBI's taxonomy places the organism in Eukaryota, Pelagophyceae, Pelagomonadales, Pelagomonadaceae.